GUAGAGACACAAUAUCAGAUGUAUUCAUGUUAAACUCUUUCAGAAAAGACUAUGAUUGUCAUAUUCUGCCUAAUGACCAGUGUUUCUGCAACUUUAGGUGCUUCUCUCAGCGAUCAGGUCCACCAGACUCCAGCUGAGAUGUUCCACAAGCCUGGAGGAGCAGCCCUCAUCAACUGUUCACACAGUAUUGAGAGCUAUGAUCGGAUACUCUGGUACAAACACUCUAAUAACAAGCAGAUGGAGUUCCUGGGAUACAUGAACGUAAUGUUUGGAACUCCAGAGCCUGGAGUCAAUGUGAAAAUAAAUGGCAGCGCAAACAAAGACAAGAUCUGCACACUAACAGUUGAGGAUCUGAGUGUGGACAGCAGUGCAAUUUAUUUCUGUGCUGCUAGAUACCACAGCUCUGAAGCUUACUUUGGAGCUGGAACUAAACUCACCGUUUUAGGAAAAUCAGUCACUCCACCAACAAAUGUGACCAUUUUUCAACCAUCAUCUUAUGAGUGCAGAGACCAAAAGAACCAAAACGGGCAAAGGUGGAAGACCCUGGUCUGUGUUGCCUCUGGUUUCUACCCAGAUCAUGUCAGUGUAUCCUGGCAGCUCAAUGAAAAGGUCAUCACUGAUGGUGUGGCAACUGACCCCGCCGCCAAGAAGGAUAAAACUUCAAGAGAUUACACCAUCACCAGCAGGCUGAGGGUCCUUGCAAAGGAAUGGUUCAAACCCGAGAAUCGAUUCUCGUGCCUCGUCACAUUCUUUGAUGGAAAAGAAAACCAAAUCAAAACAGCAAAUAUUUCAUCAACUGAAACCGAUAAAGGCAUGACACGAGAGAACUACCUGAAGAUCACCCAGAACGCCAAACUCUCCUACGGUGUCCUGAUCGUGAAGAGCUGCAUCUACGGAGCAUUCAUCUGCUUUCUGGUGUGGAAGCUUCAGAGUUCACCAAGAAAACAGAGCAAGUGAGAGCGGAAAUGAAGCCUGAAGCAGCCCAUAAUAUUCAGGAGAAACGUUUUUAGCUUCUGUAAAUGCAAUUUGUGCAAAUGGCAGAUAGAUAUGUGUAUUUCUAUUGAUUUACAUUUAAAUGACCUGAUCAAAUUUUUCAAGAACUAAUAACAUUAUCUUUCUUGCUAAAGUGUAAAAGCUUGGAUUUUUUACUUUACUGUCUUUGUUUUUAUUAACCACUCCACACUUAAUCAUUUUUUUUUCUCAAUAAAGACAUAUAAAAAAAUGUUUUCAUCAUAGUGAUGGUUUUACUUUUUAUUCUCUUCUCAUCACUUGUUCCAGAGAAAACGGCUUACUUAUGUGUCUGUUUUCUGAGAAAUUAGCUCCUUUUUCUCAGCAUAAAGUUGUAAUGUCUCAACUCAGGAAAUUGUAAUACGCUGGUUUAACUGAGUCAUAAUGGGAUUUAUCAGUUUAAAAAAGUUAGUUUUUUAUUUUUUCAUUUUCUGAGUACUUACCAAUAUUUAUCUUUUCUUAACUUAUUUUAUAUAUAAAUUUUAUAAUUAAAAUAAAUUACCAACUCAAGUUUAACUUUAGGUUUAUUCAGUUUUCAACUUUGCAUAAAGAGAUGGUUGUUACGGUUUCCAUUCUCUGUGUUGGUGGAACAUUGUCAGUAUGAGUCUGCCACAAGAGAACAGGAAGUGAGCGUUUUCAUCUGUGCAGAAAAGAAGGUCAGAGCUGCUGGGGAGGAAGACGGAGCGAGACGUGAAAGCUGCAGAGAAGCAGAGAGUGACAACAGAGGACAGGAUGUGGUCACAGAGCAGCCUGCAGCUCCAUCUCUCUGCUGAGAAACGACGGAGAUGUAACCUUCAACCUUUACCGCAACCUCCGGCUCUCUGAGUGCACCUGCAGCCCCUACAUUCACACUGUUGAUCUCAGAGCAAACAGCUGCCACAGACUCCAUUUAUAUGUCAACUGAAGCUAAAAACUGAACAUGUGUCUUUAUGUGUUAUAUAACAAACAACAAACAACAGCUGUGUGUGAGGAUUUGGGGCAAAAGUUGGGAAUGAAUUUAUUUAUUUUACUUUACUAUUUUCAUAUAUUUGUAUUUGUUUGAGUUAAGAAUUACAUACCUGUAAGAAACAAUAAACAAAACACUACGUAUUGUGCACAACCGUC
Molecule: messenger RNA, 2112 nt
Organism: Girardinichthys multiradiatus
Lineage: Eukaryota; Metazoa; Chordata; Actinopteri; Cyprinodontiformes; Goodeidae
Product: M1-specific T cell receptor beta chain-like
Exons: 7
Coding region: 52-957 (301 amino acids)
Source: RefSeq, a predicted model, not a curated record